CCCAUCCCUGGUGUGCGAGCGGCCGGGCGUGUCUGCGCUCGGCUGAUGGGGAAUCCGGUUUUUCCUGUCGGCUCCAACUGCAUUAAAGGCCAGCAGCAGGUCUGAAGUCUCCUCAGUUUCUCUUCAGCAGCAGCAGCAGCAGCAGCAGCAGCCGAUCUCAAGUGAUGGCGUCAAACACUGCCAUGAUGGGCCACCUGCCCAGCGGCCUGGGGAUAUGCACCACCAUCCCAGACAUCCUUUACGUGCCAGAACUGAUCUUCGGCGGUCUGGUGUGGAUCCUGGUGGCGUGCACGUACGUGGUGCCACACAACCCUCAGGCCUGGGUCAUGAGUGUCUCCGUCUUCUGCUUCAUCAUGACCUUCAUCUGGUUGGUGGUGUUCGCCUGCGGGAGCCACCACAACUCCAGCGGCUGGGCAGCUGCCGACUUCCUCUACCAUGGCAUCGCUGCCUUUUUCUACCUCAGUGCCUCGGUUGCCCUGGCUAAAGUGACUCUGGACUUGAAAUCUGAUCCGCCCAGUAAAGACUACAAGCUGGACAUCUCUGCAGUUGUUUUCUCCUACAUAGCCACCCUCCUCUACUUCGUCCACACGAUAUUGUCUGCGAUACGGUGGAAAUCCUUCUAGACCCCUCCUGCUAACACAGCCACGCCAGACGCACACGAACACAACAGACUUUUUUUUAUUGCUGUACGUAACACUGUGGCCUGCUGACAUGACGGGAACGCUGAGAGUGAGGGAGACCGCCAACUUGUAGUUUGUUCUGAGGAAGCUUCGCCGCAACAUCUGGUGCAUCGCAGGAUCUCAGCCAUGGGACAUCCGAAGAACAACGUUGGCGCCCAGCUGUCCCCGACGGUUGGUUCCACAGAGUUGCUUUGUUGACAGAUCAACAGAACCCAGACACAAUGACUCAUUUAAACAGGUUCAGC
Molecule: messenger RNA, 925 nt
Organism: Fundulus heteroclitus (mummichog)
Lineage: Eukaryota; Metazoa; Chordata; Actinopteri; Cyprinodontiformes; Fundulidae
Product: myelin and lymphocyte protein
Exons: 4
Coding region: 165-623 (152 amino acids)
Biological process (GO): myelination
Cellular component (GO): membrane
Molecular function (GO): structural constituent of myelin sheath
Source: RefSeq, a predicted model, not a curated record